Oldenlandia corymbosa var. corymbosa is the source of this 2151-nucleotide messenger RNA. The record is from the annotation of a GenBank genome assembly. Lineage: Eukaryota; Viridiplantae; Streptophyta; Magnoliopsida; Gentianales; Rubiaceae.
AUGGAAGCUCAGCACAGCAACGAAGAUUUCGCGGUGGGAUGUGAAGACCCACUUGAUACCAAGAGAUGUUUUCUUGAUCUUAAUAGUCUCCAGGCCAAAGAAGAAGCUGCUGUUAGACAAGCUGAGUUGGAGGCUGAGAGGUUCGGCGUUGGAGUUACACCUGAGGCUCAGGGUAUUUUUGAUGCCUUGUCCAAAACGCUACCGGUGCGCUGGGAUAAGACUGUAAUAGUUGUGAUGAAUGAAGUCCGUGUCACUAGUCCGUAUCUUCCUGAAUCCGUCAUCGGAGGAACCCCAGCUGCCAAUGACCGGGUGCGAAAAGUGUUGCUGGAGCCUGGAGUUCAUGGUCCUUUGAGGGGAACUUGGUGGCCUUGCAUGUGGAUGCUUAUGGGACAGCGGCUGGGGCUGGAGUGGCGGUUUGACUAUCCAGUUUCUUUACUGUUGGUAUCAAACUUCUCCAGGGAAGAAAAGAGAAAGGGACUCAUGAAACAUGAUCACACCUUUGAAACUCUGAACACGGUUAAGAAAAUUACGGAAGAAACAGAGAGAAAAAUGGCAGGAGGUGGAGCAGCUCCCGCUCCUAAACAAGAUGAGCUUCAAUCACAUCCAGUGAAAGAUCAACUCCCCAAUGUUUCUUACUGCAUCACCAGCCCACCACCUUGGCCCGAGGCCAUUCUUCUUGGGUUUCAGCACUACCUUGUGAUGCUUGGCACAACUGUCCUUAUUCCUACGGCUUUGGUUCCUCAAAUGGGAGGAAGAAAUGAAGAGAAAGCAAAAGUGAUUCAGACGAUGCUCUUUGUUGCUGGUUUGAAUACACUGACUCAGACAUUGUUUGGGACGAGGUUACCUGCUGUGGUUGGAGGGUCUUAUACAUUUGUGCCUACCACACUUUCGGUUGUGUUGGCAGCGAGAUACAGUGACAUUGCAGAUCCUGUGGAGAGAUUUGAGAGGAUUAUGCGAGGAAUCCAGGGUGCUAUGAUUGUUGCAUCAACCCUUCAGAUAAUCAUUGGAUUUAGUGGCCUUUGGCGAAUUGUGACAAGGUUCCUGAGUCCAAUUUCUGUUAUCCCUCUGGUAGCUCUAUCUGGAUUUGGGCUGUAUGAAUUUGGUUUUCCUCUGCUCGCAAAAUGUGUGGAAAUUGGACUACCACAGCUCAUCAUUCUGGUUAUCUUCUCACAGUAUAUCCCAAACCUGAUGAAAGGAAAGAAAAAUAUCUUUGACCGGUUUUCUGUCCUCUUAUCACUGGUUAUUGUUUGGAUCUAUGCUCAUUUAUUAACUGUUGGAGGAGCUUAUAAGCACGCUGCCGAGAAGACUCAAUUAAGCUGCAGGACAGAUCGUGCUGGACUCAUCAGUGCUGCUCCUUGGAUUAGAGUUCCUUAUCCAUUUCAAUGGGGAGCUCCUACGUUCCAUGCUGGAGAAGGAUUUGCAAUGAUGGCUGCUUCCUUUGUUGCUCUUGUUGAGUCCACUGGUGCAUUCAUAGCUGUGGCAAGGUAUGCCAGUGCAACUCCUGUUCCUCCAUCAGUGCUAAGCCGUGGUGUCGGUUGGCAGGGUGUUGGCAUAUUGUUGGCUGGAAUUUUCGGAACAGGAAAUGGAUGCUCAGUUUCUGUGGAAAAUGCUGGGCUGCUGGCAUCGACUCAUGUUGGAAGCCGCAGGGUGGUGCAAAUAUCUGCUGGUUUCAUGAUAUUCUUUUCCAUAUUAGGAAAAUUUGGAGCUCUGUUUGCUUCAAUUCCAGCACCAAUAUUCGCAGCAUUUUAUUGUCUCUUCUUUGCCUAUGUUGGUUCAGCAGGACUCGGAUUUCUCCAAUUCUGCAAUUUGAACAUCUUUAAAACAAAAUUCAUAUUGGGAUUCUCUAUCUUCAUGGGCUUGUCUAUACCACAAUACUUCAAUGAGUACACUGCUGUCAAUGGUGUCGGUCCAGUUCAUAGCCGUGGGAAAUGGUUCAAUGACAUGAUCAAUGUCCCUUUCUCAUCUGAGGCAUUUGUCGCGGGGCUAUUGGCUAUCAUCCUGGACAACACUUUACAUAAGAAAGACAGUGCAACCAACAAGGAUAGGGGAAUGCCGUGGUGGGAAAAGUUCAAAUCCUUCAAAACCGACACCAGAAGUGAAGAGUUCUACUCCUUGCCUAUGAACCUCAACAAGUUCUUCCCAUCAGUUUAA